GCCUCCUCGACAGUGCAGUGACAGUGUCGCAAAUAUCGUUUGAAGAGUGGUCUGUUAUGCGUGCAUCUCUCUCGAACGGAUCAGAAGCAGCAUCACCUACUGACAGGAAUUAGCCAAAGACCGAAUAAACACCUCCUAUGAAGUUUCCAACCAACAACGUGUGACAGUUUCAAGUAAACAACAACCUAGUGCCCAAUGCAAGCGGACGAGAUGGGAGAAAAGGAAGGAUUUUUCGAUGGAAUAGCGCAGUUCUUCAUAGAAAAUCAAGAUGAGCGGACGGUAAACUGGUUCCUUUCUGGUUCGAUGACCCCGCUGCUAGUGAUAGUCGUAACGUACCUGUACUUUUGCCUGUACGCCGGUCCCCGGUACAUGGCCAAGCGGAAACCCUUCAAAUUGGAGAAUGUUCUGAUUGCGUACAACGCGAUACAGGUGGUGCUGAGUGUAGUACUAGUAUACGAGGGAAUCAAGGGUGGUUGGGAUGGAACAUAUGAUUUCAAAUGCCAACCCGUGGACUACUCGAGGCAUCCAACCGCUAUGAGGAUGGCUCGCGCAGUUUGGCUCUACUACAUCUGUAAGGUGAUAGAACUUCUCGAUACGGUGUUCUUCGUGUUACGUAAAAAGCAGAACCAGAUUUCGUUCCUGCACCUUUACCACCACACACUUAUGCCAAUCUGCGGAUUCAUCGGAGUCAAAUAUUUCGCCGGAGGCCAUGGUACACUUCUGGGAGUGAUCAAUUCGUUCAUCCACGUGUGUAUGUAUGCCUACUACAUGCUUGCUGCGAUGGGACCCAAAGUACAGAAGUACCUCUGGUGGAAGCGCUAUCUAACAGUUAUGCAGAUUAUCCAGUUCAUAAUCGUGUUUUAUCACACCAUACAAGUGCAGUUCCAGCCGAGCUGCGGCUAUCCCAAAUCGAUUGCCGCCUUGCUUACCCUGAAUGCCGCCUUAUUUAUCUACAUGUUCAGCACCUUCUACGUCCGGAGCUAUCUGCGUAAGGUGUCGUCACCCGCCGCGGCCGCGACGGCGGAAAUCAACAAUAACCGAGCGGACUGCAAGCCAAAGGAAGUGCCACGAAGUGCGGACGAAAGCCGACAACAGCAGUCGUCGCCGGCGGCUGUGACGGUUGGCCCCGAAGACAAAAAGCAGCUGUAA
Sabethes cyaneus is the source of this 1149-nucleotide messenger RNA. Its product is annotated as elongation of very long chain fatty acids protein 7. Gene Ontology annotation, molecular function: fatty acid elongase activity. The record is from RefSeq and is a predicted model, not a curated record. NCBI's taxonomy places the organism in Eukaryota, Metazoa, Arthropoda, Insecta, Diptera, Culicidae. The coding region runs from base 196 to 1149 and encodes 317 amino acids. The transcript has 7 exons. Gene Ontology annotation, cellular component: endoplasmic reticulum membrane. Gene Ontology annotation, biological process: very long-chain fatty acid biosynthetic process; fatty acid elongation, monounsaturated fatty acid; fatty acid elongation, polyunsaturated fatty acid.